Molecule: messenger RNA, 2007 nt
Organism: Parastagonospora nodorum SN15
Lineage: Eukaryota; Fungi; Ascomycota; Dothideomycetes; Pleosporales; Phaeosphaeriaceae
Exons: 1
Coding region: 1-2007 (668 amino acids)
Molecular function (GO): protein binding
Source: RefSeq, a predicted model, not a curated record
AUGUUAGCACUCUGGUCCCGGGUAGCGCAGAGCCCGGGCACCUGUAGAUGCAUAUCGUGUGUCUCGAAUGUGCGUCUUGUCGUCAGACGCCGUGGCCUGCGUGGCCUCUGGGCAUUGCGCACGCCGACUUCGACUUUUUGGUACACGGCCGUCUUCGCCGCCGGUCUCAGCAUCGAUGCGAAAGUGAAGGCCGACAGGAACAAACAGUGGGAAGAGGCUUUUGCCCAGCUACGCGAUGCUAUGCACCAUCCACCCGAGCCGAACAACACCCCAGGACGGACCGCCUCAGAACCUGCCAGCGCAACCCACAACGCAUCCGUCUCUGGCAGCCUUUUCGAAGAGGCCGAUUGGCAGGACGCCCUCAACGUCGCCGGCAUGGAGCUUGGGGAUGAUAGCGCUAUGCUUGAGCACCACGUUUCCCAUUUGAGAACCUCUCCUCACAUUUGGGACGAUCUCCGCUUCGAUUCACGACUGCCAGGAGCCCAAGUCCUGGAUUGGCCUGCGAACACUGGCGCGCCUUUAAAUCCCUAUCAUCUGCCACCACAGUCGCUAUGGGCACCCGACGUGCUGCGAUGGUCUGCCUUGCGCCAGCGCCAGAGCCGCAAAAAGCUGGCCCUGCAGGAACUAAGCACUGGCUUCCUGAUCUUCAAACUGAUCCGUGAUGUCGGUUUCAAAGACUCGCACAAGGUCAACGUUUCCUUGAAUCAACUGGCGCCUGCCAUUCGUCAAAUCAUGGCGUCCACUGAUACUGCAGCCGAAACUGCUCGUACAGCCUUUAUGAUGGACAUGGAGCGGUUGCAUAUGGCUCACGUCAGUAGUUCUCCUGAACACUUCGACAGCGCGAGGCUGCAUGUUGAAUCGUCCUGGGUUCCACACUAUUACCAAGAUCCCGAUGGCGACUUCUAUGAUAUCUGCAAGCAGAUGAACGAUGGUAUCACCCAGCUACUCAAUGCAAGCGUGAAGGGGAACCGUGGAGAAAAGCCGCUACUUGUUGCCAAGAUUUGCCACAACCUGCUUAUUUCGACCGCAGCCCCUGACCUUCACACCUUCAACAUACUCAUAGCUGGGUUCUCGUUAUGGCGACGCACUCUACUGGUCGAUAACGUGAUCGCUGCAUUCUAUGCAUCGAAAGUUCGGCCCAAUGAAUUGCUCUGCACUCAGAUUCUGCACCACUACACCAACACGGCACGCCCAGACCAUUUCGCUCGCUUUGUAUCCAUGAUGCGUGGGGUCGAUGGCGAUGCCCUUACGCUGGCAAACCCACUUGUAAAAAUCAACGAGGCGAGCCAGGGACGGUUGGUGAGGCUCAGUCCAGAAAAAGUCCUACAAAAAGUUCAUCCUACACCAAUGGUUUACGCGGCACUCAUCAGCGGCGUGUUGAAAUUUGCGGGAUUCGACAGAGCUUUGGAUGUCUACUAUGAGAUGAAGGCUGAUGGGUGGGGUCUUGCUGUUCCGGGACUUACCAAGCUCCUUUUUGACUGCAUACGUCGUGCGGAUUGGGAAGGCGGCACCUAUGUCUGGGAGGAGAUCAACAGCAUCAAGACCAAAGUGAAGCCGAGCUAUGUGGCAAGAGCUUAUCACCACAUGCUUAGUCUGUGUUCCGUCACUGGCAAUACGGUAGCAUUCAACCAGGUUUUGAACGAGGUUGCGAAGAGAGGGUUUGAUCAGAAAUCCAUAAUCAAUGCUGCCAUGGAGACAACACGAUGGGCGCAGCGCCCUGCUCCCCAUGCACCAGCGUGGGCAGCAGACAACGUCAUGAUCGCAGUUUCGGGCUACAUGAAUGAGAGCGGAACAGUCGCAAGUGAAGUUGAUGGUCUGUCCCAUGAAGAUCCAGAGUUUAGCGAUAGCUCUUUCGGACAGCCGACACAUGAUGAUGACGCUGUGGCUCCCACUGGGAUCAUGAAUACUACACCAUCAAAGGAGUUCGACUCAACCAAUACAGAAGAAGCUUGGUCCUCGUGGAUCGAGCACGAGCUUGGGCAAAGGCCAAAAGACCCAAAGCUUUGA